Messenger RNA from Hydra vulgaris (swiftwater hydra), 1409 nucleotides. RefSeq lists its product as uncharacterized. The record is from RefSeq and is a predicted model, not a curated record. NCBI's taxonomy places the organism in Eukaryota, Metazoa, Cnidaria, Hydrozoa, Anthoathecata, Hydridae.
UAGAAAACGCUUUUAAAUUUAAGUUAAAAAAAAAUGAGUUUGGUUGAAUUCUUUUUAAGUUGUUAUUUUUUUUUUGGUCGUGAAUGGUGUAUGGGCGUUCAAUUUGUAUGGAGGAUGCCUCAGCUUUGCAUUGUUACGUUUGGUUUUAAUGGUUGCAUGUCCGACUAAUAAACUAUGUCGACCGGCACUGUUGACAUCAUCGAUCACAACAGUGAACAGUUAUAUAAGUACAAAUCGAAUGUCGUUUACUCUUUUAAAUAGUUCCGCUCUUCAAAUAACAACAGCAAAAAAUGACCAGCAUUGCCUUCAGAAAUGCUCUGCCUUAUCAACCUGCUUUUCUGUUAAUGUAUUAAACAACAUCUCUACAAACAUGGAAAUAGAAUGCCAACUUCUUGGUGAACAAUCAUAUUCGAAUAAAAACAAACUUAUUUAUCAAGCAAAUUCCACCCACUAUACAGUACUGAACGCAGGUUGUGAAAAAGAUUUAUGUUUGAACAAUUCAACAUGUGUACCAAACUAUAAUGACGAUAGCAGCACAUGCAAAUGUCUUUCUUCAAAUUUUGAUGGAACCUUUUGUGAAAGAGGACUUAAAGUUGUGUUGCUAAGAUAUUCUAGACAGUAUAGCUAUGGAGUCCCAGUUCAAGCUUUUAUACAAGAAGCAAAUUUUAAACAGAAAACAGGGUUUUCAAGCUCUUCGUGUUUGUUAACAUUUAACGAUGGAGGUUCUAUUAGUAACAAUCUGGGUGGUCAAGCAUUUGCUUACUUUGUCCCACCGGAAACUGGAACCUAUUAUUUUACUAUAACUUGCUCUUACCACUGCGUGUUAUACGUUUCGACAUUUGGGAAGCAAGACAGGCGAAUGUAUCUUAGCGCUCCAUCAAUUAAAAGUCCAGGAAUAUAUAUAGAAAAAAACAAAAAAAUAUUUCUGGAAAUGUUGAUUGCUAUUCCAACAGCUGUUUAUGGUAAUGCUUAUGGUACUUCAUUUUCGUUGACUGUUACUUUUCCAAAUGGAACGAUAUCUAAUCCAGUUGACAACCAAUAUUUAGCAUCAAUUUUUUAAAAAAGUAGAUAAAUGAAGGUUUCCUUUACGUACUUUGGUUCGUGCUCAAUUUUUUAGAUUUUUUAAGAAUAAUUAAAUAAAAUUUUAAAGAAACUGGAUUCGUAAAGAUAUGAUAUGAGAAAAAAGUGAUUUGAGAGGAACUUUAAAUAAGAACUAUGAUAUAAAAAUUUUUUAUUUGUUAUUAAGAUAAAUGAUUUAAAAAAAAUUAAAUAAAGAAAAAAGAAAAAAGAAAGUACGCGCGUCAAAUGUUUAAAGGAGUUAAUAAAUAUAAAUUUGUAAUUUUUUUUUUUGAAUUAACUCGACUCUAUGGUUAAUAAACCAUUAUUGUAUAUUAAUAUUUUAUCAUAUU